UACCUUCCUUUCCAGCGCUGGCUCCAGCGUUUCGUUCCUUCACGCAGUCUCUCCGGCUUGCUCCCACUGUCGAAAAAAACUCUCUCUACAGUCUACCAUACAGUUAUAUAUCCGAAUUGCUCUCGAGCGAUUCCCCGGGCUUAGCGUUUAACAGACUCUCCCAAGAUGCCUGCUGAGAGUCCGAACACAUCUGAUCGUGAUACUGAACCAUUUGUUGAGGUUGAUCCGACUGGACGGUUUGGGAGGUACGAUGAUCUGCUUGGUGCUGGUGCUGUGAAGAAAGUUUACCGGUCUUUUGAUCAAGAGGAAGGUAUAGAGGUGGCCUGGAAUCAGGUUAGGUUGAGGACUUUCAGUGAGGAUCCGGUACUCAUCAAUCGGCUUCACUCAGAGGUUAAGCUGUUACGAGCAUUGAAAAACAAAUAUAUCAUUGCUUGCUACAGUGUAUGGAAGGAUGAUGAGCGUAACACUUUGAAUUUCAUUACUGAGGUGUGCACAUCCGGAAACUUGAGGGAUUACAGGAAGAAGCAUCGCCAUGUUUCCAUUAAGGCCUUGAAGAAGUGGUCAAAGCAGGUGCUUGAGGGAUUGGAGUUUCUGCAUACCCAUGAGCCAUGCAUUAUUCACAGAGAUCUCAAUUGUAGUAACAUCUUCAUCAAUGGAAACAUAGGCCAGGUGAAAAUCGGUGAUCUGGGGUUUGCAGCAAUUGUAGGGAAGAGCCAUGCAGCACAUUCGAUUAUAGGAACCCCAGAGUACAUGGCACCGGAGCUGUACGAGGAAGACUACACUGAGAUGGUUGACAUAUACUCCUUCGGAAUGUGUCUGCUUGAGAUGGUGACAAUGGAGAUCCCAUACAGCGAAUGUGACAGUAUUGCCAAGAUAUACAAGAAGGUGACAACUGGAGUACAUCCUCAAGCUUUGAACAAGGUAAUGGAUCCGGAAGUGAAGGCAUUCAUUGACAAGUGCAUAGGCCAGCCAAGGGCAAGACCUUCAGCGUCUGAUCUUCUCCGGGAUCCUUUCUUUUCUGAAGUGGACGAUGAAGAGAGUGGGCCAAUUGGUUGAUGUCUUUUUGAGUGAAAGAUAUGCUUUGAGCUAGCCAUUAGCUCUUGUUUUGUACUGAUUGAUGGGCUUCCUGCUAAGCAUCUGCCCACAAUUAUCAACUCUUUUUUUCUUCUUCUUGACAUAUUGCCGUUAAUACCUAUUGUGCACAUAAGUACUAGAAUGAAGUAAUGAUGAUGGUGCUGUCUAGUUGACUUCA
This is a messenger RNA of Juglans microcarpa x Juglans regia, 1252 nucleotides long. Its product is annotated as probable serine/threonine-protein kinase WNK11. The record is from RefSeq and is a predicted model, not a curated record. Gene Ontology annotation, biological process: protein phosphorylation; intracellular signal transduction. NCBI's taxonomy places the organism in Eukaryota, Viridiplantae, Streptophyta, Magnoliopsida, Fagales, Juglandaceae. Gene Ontology annotation, cellular component: cytoplasm. Gene Ontology annotation, molecular function: protein serine/threonine kinase activity; ATP binding. The transcript has 3 exons. Bases 166 to 1056 code for a protein of 296 amino acids.